CAUGUUAUUGUGGUUCUAAAAUUGUUUUUUCAAAGAUUAGAAUAUUUUAAUUUUUACGACUUUGUAUAAUAAUAUCCGAACUAAUAGCUUCUUGUGGCGCUUUUAAAUUAAAUUGAUUGAAAUUUGAAAAACAACUAUUAUGAAUUGAAUAUAGUAUCAAAUAUUGUUGUAGUUAUAGUGGUAGUUGAUAUAGAUAAAUAGUAAUUAUGGAGAUCUCAACCGUAAAGUCGAAUCAUAGUGACGAUGGUGAAUAUGAAGAACCAGAACACACAAGAAAAAUUUUCGUAGGUGGUCUUGAUUACCGAACAACAGAUGCGUCUUUAAAAAAAUUUUAUGAGCAAUGGGGGGAGAUUGUGGAUGUAGUUGUAAUGAAGGAUCCUCAAACAAAAAGAUCUCGAGGAUUUGGGUUUAUAACAUAUUCCCAAGCACAUAUGGUUGAUGAAGCACAAAGGAAUAGACCACACAAAAUAGAUGGAAGAGUUGUUGAACCAAAAAGGGCUGUGCCUCGUGAUGAAAUCAAACGGCCAGAUGCAAGUGCUACUGUAAAGAAGUUAUUUGUCGGAGGUCUGAAAGAAGAUAUUGAAGAGGAAGACUUGAGAAACUAUUUCAGCUCUUACGGUGAUAUAGUAUCUGUUAGUUUGGUCUCGGAGAAAGAUACUGGCAAUAAAAGAGGAUUUGGUUUUGUAGAAUUUGAUGACUAUGACCCUGUUGACAGGAUAUGCUUGCAACAAACACACAAGAUUAAAGGAUAUAGUCUAGAUGUAAAGAAAGCUAUGUCUAAAUCUACAUUUGCAUCUGGUGUUAGACGUGGUGGUCGUGGUGGCUGGAGUAACAGACAAGGAGGUCGGGAUUGGGGUGAAUCUGGGUAUGGACAAGGAAGCGGGUGGAGCCAUCAAAGCCCAUGGGAUAACUCCAGCAACUGGGGAAAUCAGGGAUACGGGGAUCAAACAGGAUGGAAUCAAGGAUCUAAUACCUUUGGUACUGGAUAUCAACAAAACUUUAGCGGUGGUCCUAUGCGUCCAAACUUUAACAACCCUCGGCAGCAACCCUAUAAUGCAGGUGGAGGCUACAACACUGGGGAUAACCGAAGUUUGAAUAACUUAGAAAAUCCUCCACCAGGAGGCAAUCAACGUCGCUUCUAACUUAAUCUGUCUCUUGUAAGUAUGAAAAAUAUUAUUAUUUGUACUCAUCAAUUUGACCAUGAUUUACAAUAAAGUAAUUUAAAUGUCACUAUCUUACAUAACAAACAUUUAAAAUGUUAAAUAUAUCAUAAAUUUUUAAUGUAUUUGAAAUCAAUAGAAUCAAACUAUAUAUUACUUAACAUUUAGAAAAAAGAUUAUCUUUUGUAUGUAAUAUGAUUCUCAUUAGUGGUAUAUGAUUAUAAAAUUCUAAAUUUUUUAAGCUGAUCUUUAAAUUAUACAAGAAAUAUAUUUUUUAUAUAGUAUCUGAUUCAGAAUUGAUAUUGCUCUGAGCAUACUAAGCAUAAAUUUGAUAGAUGUUUGAUAAUUUAAACAUUUUUGAAUGCUUAGGUAUCAAGUUACGCUUAUUUGAAGCUAGGGAGGCAGAUAGAUAGAAAGGAGGUAGGCGGGAGUCAGCUAGCUAGUGAGGAUGACUCGAACUACCUAGUCAGUUUACAUUAAUUUCCUAAAAGGUUGGUGCAGGUAUUGUGAGGCACUACAUACAUUUUUCGUCAAGCACUGUCACAGUCAUUACAUGUAUUUUCUCAGCACACAGAUGUUUUGCUCUAUUUAUAGUCUUUAGGAAAGGAGUUUUUUGAUUGAUAUUGUAAAAACUCUGCUAUUUUAAGGGUUACGUUUCUAGCAUAUAAGUGGUGCAAUAUGUUAAUGUUUAUUAUUUAUUAUCUAUAAAAAAUUUAAAUUUUUUUAAUUUAAAAUUUCUGCCAAUUUAACAUUCCUAUUAAUUUUAAAGCAUUUAUGAAGUGCAAAUUUAUGUAUAUUAAUUUUUAUUUAGGAUAUAAAAAUAAUAAUAAUAUAAUAUUUAAGAUGAUCUUGGUGGACAUUAUUCUGAUCUCAUUGUUGAAAUUUUACUAAUUAUAGGUAUAGAUAAAAAUAAAUUCAAGAGUUCCUUGAUGUUAAAUUAUAUUCGUAUUUUUUGUUAUACAUUUAAAAUAAAAUUGUUGUUUUUCUUCAUAUUAUACUUCGUAUCUUAAGUGUUUUGUAGAAUAUUCUACAUGUCUUCUCAUAUAAAUGUGAAUUAUAAUUAAAUUGAGACUGUUUUCCAUGGACUCUUCUACACUUGGACAAGCAUCCGUUCGUGGAAAAGGCCAUGGUAAGUUGAGUAUAAUAAAACUGAAUGAAAUAAUA
Messenger RNA from Nymphalis io (European peacock), 2324 nucleotides. RefSeq names its product heterogeneous nuclear ribonucleoprotein A1-like. NCBI's taxonomy places the organism in Eukaryota, Metazoa, Arthropoda, Insecta, Lepidoptera, Nymphalidae. The transcript has 6 exons. Bases 207 to 1142 code for a protein of 311 amino acids. The record is from RefSeq and is a predicted model, not a curated record. Gene Ontology annotation, molecular function: RNA binding.